Messenger RNA from Aspergillus nidulans FGSC A4, 1093 nucleotides. RefSeq names its product TDA10 family protein. The transcript has 5 exons. The record is from RefSeq and is a predicted model, not a curated record. The coding region runs from base 52 to 1017 and encodes 321 amino acids. Gene Ontology annotation, cellular component: cytoplasm; nucleus. Lineage: Eukaryota; Fungi; Ascomycota; Eurotiomycetes; Eurotiales; Aspergillaceae.
UGCAUCCACAAACACUUCAUUCUUCUGGGACCGUUUACCUACUGAGUCAAAAUGCCGGAAAUCUUCGACGACAAGUCCCAACACUGCAUUCCCUUUCUCCUUCAGCGUCUGAAAGCCCACCAGGCGCGGCACAGCAACGACCCCGCCAAUACCCCGCCCUUCUUUCUUGGACUGAACGGCGUCCAGGGCGCCGGGAAGACAGUCCUGGUGUCCACCCUCAAUUCAAUCCUCCGCUCUCCGCCCUACUCCCUCGCCGUGGUAACACUCUCCCUCGACGACCUUUACCUCACACACGAAGACCAAGUAUCCCUCGCAAAAAGCAACCCGACGAACCCGCUUCUCCAGCACCGCGGCCAGCCAGGAACACAUGAUCUCCCGCUUGCGCAAUCCGUCUUUUCAGCUCUACGCGCUGGCCGUCCUACGGCGAUCCCGCAGUACGAUAAGUCCGCGUUUAGCGGGCAAGGUGAUCGUGUCCCUAUGGAACAGUGGGAGACUGUGAAUGUCGAAGGACAAGAGCAGAUCAAGGUUCUUAUCUUCGAGGGGUGGAGUGUGGGAUUCAGAGCUUGGGAUGAUGAUAUCUUGAAACAAAAAUGGGAGGAUGCGGUUAAGAGGAAGGAGCAGGAUAAGGAGUACAGAGGGAGACUGGGACACGUGAAGUUCGAGGAUGUCAGGAAGGUUAAUGAGGCAUUGAGGGGCUACGAUGUUUUGACCGACCAGCUUGAUGCGCUGAUACAUAUCGACGCCCAAGACAACCAUUUCGUCUACGAGUGGCGGCAGGAACAGGAACGGACACUGCGAGCCACAAAAGGUAUCGGAAUGACCGAGGAGCAGGUUAACCGCUUUGUCGACGGCUAUUACCCUUCCUACGAGCUUUACAGCGAGGCUCUCCGCGCAGGAGCAUUCAGACCGAUUCCGUAUUCGACUACGGCAUCUGCGUCGCCGGAGGGCUGGGAGGGGAGACAACUUCGAUUGGUUGUCGAUAAAGGUAGGAAGGUGCAAGAGGUCAUCAAGAUAUAGGGAGAAUGUGGUGUGAGCCUCUGGUAUAUAUCGAGUUUGUGUGUAUAUAUCUAGAAAUAUAUAUAUAUACUCUAAU